Molecule: messenger RNA, 1824 nt
Organism: Homarus americanus (American lobster)
Lineage: Eukaryota; Metazoa; Arthropoda; Malacostraca; Decapoda; Nephropidae
Product: UPF0696 protein C11orf68 homolog
Exons: 2
Coding region: 297-986 (229 amino acids)
Source: RefSeq, a predicted model, not a curated record
UAAUAAAAUAAUGAUGAUAAUAAUAGAUCGACCAAAACAUAAGUGUGUAUGUACAGUAUGCGUGUGUAUGUUCCUUCAAUUUAUACAUCACCUUUAUCACAAUCUUGAAUACUGUAUGUAUACAAUAUAGCUUUGGGUAACUUUUUUUUUUUUUUUCAGAAUGGGUUGUAUUUUCAACAGAAAAUUAAAGUAAAAAAAAAAAAGAGAAUAGUGAUACCAGAAGAGAUAAUUUUAAAGCCAAAUUAAAUAAUUAAAUUACUGUACUGUACUAGAUAGCUGUUGAUCCAUUAAUAUCCAUGGCAAAAAAUUACAAAACUAUACUAGCUGAAGCUCAUGCCUCAGAUGAUGAAAAGUGGAUUGUUUAUGAUCCAAACAAGUCAACUGAAUCCAUCGAUGACUGGCUGGAAGAGUGGGCUCCUUCACGGAUAUCCAGGGAUGAUGGAAUUGGUUGGAUUGCAAUCUGUGGCAGGAAUAGGGAAACUGAAAGCCAAAUUCAUGAUGUGGAUGGUCUUAUGGAUGCCUGGAAGGAACUGCAGCAUUCUGGGAGACCAAUUAAUUUGGAGACCAUAAGUGAACUAGCAAAACAAUACUGUGUGACAUGUGGUAAGUGGAUUAUCUAUGCAGGGCCAAAUGCAAAAGUUGAUAGUUACUGGAAAAAAGUGGCCACAGCAAUUGUGAAAGAUCAGCUUCCAGCAAUUUCUGCAAAAGUUAGCCCCUUGUCUACAGAUAAAAACACACAUGUAUUAUGUAUUUACAAUAAGGAUUUCACAGAUGAGGAAGAAGUAUGCCAUCUGGAACAUGCCAUACGAAAGAUUGGACUCAAAUGUCAAUUGGUGUAUAAACCAGAUGCAUACACAUAUAUGGGGAUAUAUAGGAAAAAUAAAUGGGGCCUCCGUCCAACCAUAUAUAAAAGUGAUUAUGAGCUUACUAGUGGACAAUCAAUCAUAAAAACAAAUAGUGAAGUUCCUAGAAUAUUACAAUCUUGAGCAUAGGCUUUUACCAUUUGAACAAGGCAUGUAUAAAGGCAUUAACCCUAAUUGAUUCAAAAUAUCUUAUUACCUGUAUUUACUUUAAGAUAAAUACACUAUUUGGUAAACCAAAUUUGUUUUUGCAAUUGUAUUGGAUCAAUUGUUGUUAUAUAAUUUCUAGGACCUAGGUAAUGGGGCAACCCUGAUAGGAGAGGUUCCAGUCACUCCUGUAACUUCUUGUAGUUAAGGGGUUAAACAAAACUUUGCUGCUUCUACAAGAUAUAUUAUAGAUUCAAGCAUAUUCAUUAUACAUUUGCUCCUACUGUAAAUGCCCCAUUUUGUAAAGGAACAUCUCACUUAGAACAUGAAUUCAUCCCUCUCUCUCAUCCUAUUGAAACAUAGUAUUUUCAUCUGGCAAGCUCUAGACGGUUACACUCGGCUGAAGAAACCUCUUUUGUCAAAGCAUUAUUCUGCAUUGUAAUCUCUCCCAAUUGAUAUACUGUACACUUUUCUCCUCACCCACAGUACCCCGUGUUCCCACCACAAAAAGACACCUACCCCGACACACCCCUCCUCUCACCCUCUCGCGAAUACUUUUGAAAUCAGAGUUCAGUGUUCGCACCUCAGGGAGAGAGAAGAUUGGCAAUGCUAAGUUGUAAAUGCAGGAGUGGAGCCAACUGUACCACAAUGAAGGAACCAAUCUUUGAAUGUUUUCAAUCAAAUGACUGUCUCUAACAUAUCUUGGGGACCAGAUGGAGUGACAGUACUGGCCUCUAAAAAGGGAAGCAAUAAAAGAAAAAAAAAAGGCAUCUAUGCAGAUUUAAAACGAUUCAAGCUACAGAUCUCUAUAUGUGCA